AUGGUGAGAGUUCUAGGUAUAGAACAAUCAAAGAUCAGCAAGGUAGAAGAAGAAGAGAUAUCACCAAUUGAAGAAGUAAGAUUAACAGUAUCAACCACUGAUGAUCCAACACUCCCGAUAUGGACUUUCAGAAUGUGGGUAUUGGGUUUAAUCUCAUGUGGUGCUCUAUCAUUCAUCAACCAAUUCUUUUCGUACCGUACAGCACCUUUGGUUAUAACUCAGAUUACAAUUCAGAUUGCAAGUUUACCUAUUGGAAAGUUCAUGGCAUAUGCAUUACCAACAAAUAAGUUUUGUGUACCUGGUUUAGGGGAUUGUUCGCUUAAUCCAGGUCCAUUUAAUAUGAAAGAGCAUGUUUUGAUCUCUAUGUUUGCAAAUGCUGGGAGUGGUUUCGGGAGUGGACCGGCUUAUGCGAUUGGUAUUGUUGAUAUUAUCAAAGCUUUUUAUAAGAGGAAAAUCUCCUUCUUGACAAGUUCGCUCCUUGUUAUCACUACUCAGGUUCUUGGAUAUGGAUGGGCUGGUGUUAUGAGAAAAUUUGUCGUGGAACCUGCAACUAUGUGGUGGCCCGCAACCAUGCCACAAGUCUCUCUUUUCAGAGCAUUGCAUGAGAAGGAGCAUGAUAAGCAAUGGAUGUCAAGGGGAAAGUUCUUUAUGGUUUCAUGUAUUGCUAGUUUCGUUUGGGCUUUAGUCCCAGGUUUUCUUUUCCCAACAUUGUCGGCUCUCUCUAUACUUUGCUUGGCAUUCCCAAAAUCAGUCACAGCUCAUCAAGUUGGUUCAGGCAUGCAUGGAUUGGGGAUUGGGUCGUUUACCUUCGACUGGUCUACAAUAGCUGCAUUUAUGGGUAGCCCCCUUAUAAGUCCCUUUUUCGCCACAGUCAACGUCGCUAUAGGUUAUGCUUUUGUCGUGUAUAUUCUAACCCCCGUUGCUUAUUGGGGAUUGAACCUGUACAAUGCUAAGACAUUCCCAAUAUUUUCAUCACGCUUGUUCACUUCACAAGGGAAUACAUAUAACGUAUCAGCAAUUGUAAACAACAAGUUUGAGAUAGAUGCAUUGCAGUACGCACAACAGGGUCGGAUAAAUUUGAGUACCUUCUUCGCGGUCUCCUACGGAAAUGGGUUCGCCACUAUAGCAGCAACCCUGACACAUGUUGGCCUGUUUCAUGGAAAGGAGAUCUGGGAAAAAUAUAGAGCUUCACGUAAGGAAAAUGAGGAUAUCCAUACAAGACUGAUGAAGGAGUAUAAGGACAUACCAAACUGGUGGUUUCACCUCAUGCUUGGAGCGACCUUUGUGGUUUCCCUUCUGCUCUGCAUUUUCGCAAAAGAUGAGGUUCAGAUGCCAUGGUGGGCACUUAUCCUUGCCUGCGCAAUAGCUUUGUUCUUCACUCUUCCAAUUAGCAUCAUCUCUGCAACUACAAAUCAGACACCAGGAUUGAACAUCAUCACAGAAUAUCUAAUGGGACUUAUGCUACCUGGAAAGCCAAUUGCAAACGUAUGCUUCAAAACAUAUGGGUAUAUAAGCAUGGCCCAAGCCAUCUCCUUCCUUCAAGAUUUCAAGCUAGGGAACUACAUGAAAAUCCCUCCGAGAUCGAUGUUCUUAGUUCAGCUCAUUGGAACCAUCAUAGCUGGAGUAAUUAAUACUGGGACAGCGUGGUACAUGCUCACCUCUAUUCAGAAUAUAUGUCAGGAAGAUCUCCUGCCAGCUAAUAGCCCUUGGACGUGCGCAAAUGAUCGGGUUUUCUUUGACGCAUCUGUUAUCUGGGGUCUCGCAGGACCAAUGCGUAUCUUUGGCCCCAAAGGAAAUUAUCAAGCUCUAAACUGGUUCUUUCUCGGGGGUGCUCUAGCUCCAUUUUUGGUUUACGCAAUGCAUAAGAAAUUCAAAAAACAUACCUGGAUUGCUUUGAUUAACAUUCCAAUUAUUCUGCAAGCCACUGCAUUAAUGCCACCUGCUUCAUCUGUGAACCUGAGCUCGUGGAUAGUGGUCGGAGUGAUCUUCAACUAUUUUAUUUUCCGGUACCGCAGAAAUUGGUGGCAGAGGUACAAUUAUGUUCUUUCUGCUGCCUUAGACGCUGGAGUGGCUAUUAUGUCUUUAUUCAUAUACUUUGCGCUCAGCGGUACGACACUGAACUGGUGGGGCACAGGUGGUGAGUACUGUGACUUGGCUACUUGUCCGACGGCUAAUGGCAUUGUUGCUGAAGGUUGUCCAGUUUUCUGA
This is a messenger RNA of Papaver somniferum (opium poppy), 2208 nucleotides long. RefSeq names its product oligopeptide transporter 4-like. The record is from RefSeq and is a predicted model, not a curated record. The coding region runs from base 1 to 2208 and encodes 735 amino acids. The transcript has 6 exons. Gene Ontology annotation, molecular function: oligopeptide transmembrane transporter activity. Lineage: Eukaryota; Viridiplantae; Streptophyta; Magnoliopsida; Ranunculales; Papaveraceae. Gene Ontology annotation, biological process: transmembrane transport.